CUGUAAUGUUUGCUCUUCUGCGCAACCUGUCCCUGUUCCCCAGGGCCUCUACCUCAUGUUCAAUCAUUCGCCAUAGUCGGCGACAUCUUACUUACACCCAAGCAUGCAAAGCUGAGAUUGUUGUCGAGCCUUCGUUUGAGGGCGCAGACAUCUUUGAAGGCGAGGACGUGCCUGAAAACGCCGAUGAACUUCUCAAUGGUCGCGAGGAGCCUCAAGAAGAUGACGAGAAGCGGUCUUCUCGUGACCCUCCUUACGAGCAGUGGCUCAACACCACCGGCAAGCAGUUCAAGGAACCUCACAGACCACGCAAUUGGCUCGGUGGCCAAGUAGUUGACCGUUUCCACUGAAUCCAAGCUUUAAACCUCCGACGCCUGCGUCUGACGAGCUUCGGUCGCUCAUCUAUACUCAGUAUAUGGCGAACCCCGAGGGAAACUCGGUUAGGGCACUUGCUGAGCGGUUCGGUCUGAGUAUCAAACGUGUCGACGCUAUCCUGAGAUUGAAAGGUCUUGAGGAACACUGGAAGAAGGGCAAACAAUUGCAGACCGGCUUCCAGGUUGGUAUGGAAGAAAUUCUUGGCGUCGCUCAAGAUCGUCAGACGAGACGCAGUUUGACACGAGGUGCCGACGAACUUGGAGAGGACACCACCGCGGCCGACCUACAGCUCGAAGCUGAAGGUAGUGACUCUGCGCGUGACCGCUAUCAACGUAUGUUCUGGGAACCUGUGGCGGAAGGCAAGGACGCUAUUGUUGCCGAAGCCCUUGAUGCCGCUCGUGCCUAUGCACAGAAGCACAGGCAGAUGUCAGAGGAACAGAAGAACGAUCCCGAGCUCCUUGGUCUUCGACCAAGUACUCUAGUCAUUGAUAAGGUCAAACUUGUCAUUCGGGAGAAUCGACCGACUAUGAAGUUCGUUGAUGUUGGAGGUCGAUUCCUUGACGUUAAUGACCGUGUGCGGAGGAUAAAGGAGAGCGAGCGCAGGUCGAGGAUCAAGGCAAAGAGGAGAGAGCCGAAGGCGCAGGAGGUUAAGACUACAGAUGCUGACGCUGAGGUCUAAACUGCAUUACCUGUCGGAUGUUAUUUCUACACUGCAUAAUCGAGUUUGGCUUUCGUGCUUUUCGGGAAUUAUCAAUAUGACAUAUUUGCUGAAACUCUGGACAACGAAGAGCUUGUAUUUGCGCCUGUCGUCCAACGCCCUCGUGUCCUACCCAUCUUAGCGUGCAUGUCAUCCCAAAGUCUAGACGUGAUUUUAUGACUCGAUCGUAUGACGAAAUGAAGUUGAAUUGCGAUG
Somion occarium is the source of this 1285-nucleotide messenger RNA. The record is from the annotation of a GenBank genome assembly. Lineage: Eukaryota; Fungi; Basidiomycota; Agaricomycetes; Polyporales; Cerrenaceae.